UCAGAGAAAGUCCAAAUUCAUUCAGUCUGACCUGCUGUUUGUUUGUGUUGACGACACGGGCAGCAGACACCUGUGCUUUUGCGAGUUUUCCAGAGCCUCAUCAAGAUUACUACUCAUUUGAAGAACCCUUUGGUCACAGCGAGGAGGAGGAGAGGUUCCUGAACUUGGGAAGCCAAAAGUCACCAGAGGUCACAUCCAGCCCUCCCCCUCCCCCCAGCCCACCACCAUCACCAACUCAAGUCAAGGAGACAAACAAAACACCCAAGCUGUUCACCCCAAGCAAGCUCAAUUUCUCUCCCUCCCACUCCGGAGGUAACGACAUGAACCUUUCCGACCUGCCUACCUUCACUCCCAGCACCUUCCCUCCCAGUGCCUUCAACUAUGCAAGACCGAGGCAUUUUAUUCAAUCUCAGGCCGCCUUCCAGGCUCCCAGCUACGAGAGUGUUCUGAGGGAGGCUCAGGAGAACCAAAACAACUCGCAGCAGAACUUCAGCAGUCCCCUAAACAGUCCAAGUGUUGCUGAGACACAGACGAAAAUAUCCUCACAAAGUCAGUCUUUUUCUCAAACUCAGUCAGUGUGCAAGUCCGUGAUGCAGACCCAAUCACAGAUUCAGUCGCUAAACCUUAAUCAGAACCAGGCCCAAUCUGUUGCUCAGACCCAGACCAAUGGCACAGUCAAGCCCUCUCCUUCCUCAUCCAGUCUCAGUUCUCCGAUGUCCACCCCGACCUUUUCUGCUGCACCUCCUCUUUCUCUUUCUGCUCCCUUACCCAGUCCCUCCACCACCAUCCCUUCCUCCUCACCUUUCCCCGACUCCUCAUCCUCUCUGCCCCGCACUACCAUGCGUUCCACCAUCACCCUUACUCCAAGUAUCCCCAGUGCCACUGGCCUAGGCAGCGCCACCCUGCCCGCCAAUCAGGACACCAUGUCCGCACCUGCUGCCUACCUCUGCUCUGUGCUGCCCUCCAAGUCCGCCUUCUCCCCUUUGUCCUCCAACAAGCUGUCUCCCAACUCCAACCUUCACCACCAACCCAUCUCCCCAUCCCGCUCUCCUCUUCUCCCCUCCAGCCCUCUCCUCCCCCUGAGGGCCUCCUCCUCUCCUUCCUCAUUCCCUCAGCCGCCUCUGCCAGUUUCCCCUUCUCUCCCUCGCUCCCCUGUCUCUCCGUCCUCUGUCCCACAGUCCAACACUCUCAACAGUCCGAACAGAAUACAGCCUGGUGUGGUCUCACUGCCCGCCAGCUACAAGGCAACGCCAAACACCCUUCCUAAGCCUAUCCUCAAGAAGUCUGUAGCUCCUCGGCCUUCCUCCGCUCGCUCCACAGAUGAAGACAUCCAGGGCUCCAAAGAUGCCCUGAUACAGGACUUGGAAAAGAAGCUGCGUUCUAAGGAGGCCAGAAGGAGACCCAGCCAGCCAGAAUCACCAGAAGGAAGACACAAGGGUGGACUAUGGGGGAAGCACCACUCAGGGACAGAUGAGAGGGGAAAUGAGGGCUCAGCUAUUCAGGAGAAGUGUUACGCUCCUCGCUUUUUGCAGAUCCCUUCAGACCUCACAGUGGAAGAGGGGCGCUUCUGUAGGAUUGACUUCAAGGUGGGAGGCCUCCCUACACCAGAUCUCUGCUGGUACCUGGACGGUAAAGCCAUCCGUCCAGAUGACUACCAUAAGAUGCUGGUGUGUGAGAAAGGGAUGCACUCAUUUAUCAUAGAGAUUGUGACAGUGCACCAUGCUGGCGUGUACGAGUGUGUGGCCAGAAACAGAGCAGGCGAGAGCAGAUUUACCAUGAGGCUUGACGUUUUGGCCCAGGAGGCUCUCCGUCCUCCCACAUUCGUCGUGAAGAUGUUAAACUCCAGAGCUCUAGAGGGCGACACUGUCAGGUUAGAGUGUAAAGUGGACGCCUCCCCUCCACCACAGCUAUUCUGGAAGAAAGACAAAGACAUGCUGCGUAUUGACCCAAACAGAAUGAGUCUGUACCAGGAUGGUUCAGGCCGUCAGUGCCUGUUGAUAGAGAGGUUGACGAAGGCUGAUGCCGGUUGGUACACUCUCUCUGCCAUCAAUGAAGCCGGCAUGUCCACAUGCAACGCGAGGCUGGAUGUAGGGACUCGUUCAGCCCCUCCCAUGAAAACAGCACCCCCUGGUUCAAAGACGCUGAAGCUGCUGUCCUCACUGAGCCAUGGGCCUGCACUGACAGUGGACACCCCUGCACAGCACACUGCCCCACUGUACGAGAGUGAGGAGCUGUAGUCCCCAAACUGAACCAAGUCCGUCUCAUCCUCAGGCCGUCAUCACACAUCUCACAGCUGUGCAACUGGGGCAGGAGCCUGUAGUCAGUAGCCCUAUUCAGACUGCUGUUUCAAAGCGAUAUUUACGCCCCAUGACGUUUCGUACUGCCUUCGGAGGUAGUAACAGAGUCUGAACGUUAUCAGCGUGGGAGCACAGCGCUGUGUGUUUGUGCAUGACUGACUGUGUGUGUAAGUGGAGAUCCUGCUCUGCUGUGCUUUCCGAAACGCAAUGUGAAUUCACAGAAUGGUGCAAGUAUAUAACACCAUCGCAGAAUCAAUAUGAUUGUAAAAAGAUAUUAUGACCAUUUUGUGGAAAAGCAGUCUGAAAAGGGCUUCUGUCAUUUUCAAGGCAGAUAGUUUGGAAUACAAAUGAACAGCAGACAAGACGACAUCUUUAGUAUACUUUUGAGUCCAAGCUAUCUAAAGUUUGGUUGUAUUCUUGGAAACGUUUUUAAGUUGUAUGUCACAUUUCUGAAAUUAAUUAUACAUUCAUCACAUUUUCAAAAUAUGGCUGACAUCCUCAAAACAACCAUGCCUCUGAUAUGUCAUUAAGAGCUAUGCUUCCUUGUGCAUCAAGAUAGAAAGACCUCAUACCGUCCAUCUGCUACUGUUGGGUUUCCCCUGUGACUGUUUGUUGUCAAAGACUGUAGAGACCAUGUUUGAUAUGUUUGACCCCCUCCACUCUGUCCAUUUGUCUCCUCACUCGCCCCUCUAGUCUGCCCUCGUCAGAGUAGCUUGUAUAGAUCAUGGUUGUAUUAAUAGACCUGUACAUGGUGUAAAAGAGUCAGCCAUAGUGCUAACCAAAAUCCUGUGACACAAACUCCUGAGAUCCAUAAAUCAUUUUAUUUUGGUUUGAAAACAGAAUGAACCCUCUUUUAACCCAAGAACCUAGAAACCACUUUGCCAUCAUCUGCAACUGCAUCUUGAUUUUGACAGUUAUCUGCUUUUCUCGCCGUCACCUGCUCACGUUUCAGAAGAUUUAGGCUGAGUUAGAAGUGUUCUGUGAUGAGACUACACAUUUAAAUGUGUUGCGUCUGAUGAUGUGUGUCUGUAACCACAGAAAGAAAUCUUAUUUUAAAACUCACCCAACCAUUACCAUCUUUAUUAGACAGUCACAUGCAGCUUUUAGUUACUGCUCAGAUUCUCUGCCUUGCCAUAAGUUGAGCCUCAAAUGUGUUUUAAAGCUGGUUUCUUAUAUACAGUGUAUGUGAAUGAAGCUAUUUAUAAUUUUCACCUGAAGUUAUAGUCAGUGUUAGGACUUGAAGUUGCCUCUGUCAUGGCCUACAAAAGCAUGCAGUGGUGCCAUCAACAAGUUGUCAAAGUGCCAUUCUGACACCCAGCCUCUAAGUGAACAUGGAACUGAUGUUGCACUGAGUACGACACUCAGAUCUCAUUCAGGAUAGUUUACAUUUUGUCGCAUCUGCAGUGCAGAGAAUAAGUUGAGACAAUCAUUUUGUACCCCUUCCAUGCAUCAUAAACUUCAGUUAUAAAGAUCUGGGCCCUGAACUACUGCAAACUCCAGAGCAUUACAUUAAAAAAAUAACAAUUAUUAUGAGGCUUGAUUUUCCUGCAUGCCACAGCUUGUUUUUGUCAUGACAGACAGAAUUCAUUAUUAUCUAAACUUUUUUUGGCUGGAUGUGCAUGCAAACUGAUUUGGGUCACAAGAGGAACAUCAAGAUGGAAACUUCAUUGUCUGGUUCGUUGCGGAGUAGUCAUGCUUCUUUGACCAUUUGCAUUGAAAGUGCUUUUCACUUAGAACUGUUUCUGGCUGUAUUCAGACCUUAGUGUGUAACUGCAGGAAGUAUUGUGUGUUUACCUUAAGUGCUGUUUGUUGUGUAAGAAGUUCUACAUAUCACAGGAUGAAUGAGGAAGGAAUAAAGUUGAUUUCAAACGUA
This is a messenger RNA of Labrus bergylta (ballan wrasse), 4170 nucleotides long. The record is from RefSeq and is a predicted model, not a curated record. NCBI's taxonomy places the organism in Eukaryota, Metazoa, Chordata, Actinopteri, Labriformes, Labridae.